UGGGGCCUGCACGCUCGGCCCGCGCCCUCCGUCCCCACGCCGGCCUCCGCGCCCUCGCGCGCCGCAGCAUCUCCGCGCCGCCCGGCCUCCCCGCCGCAAACCUCCCGGCGCUGUCUGCCUCUGUCGUCGCUGCCACCAACGCCGCCGCCAUUCUUGGCGCGGAGCUAGCCCGGCCGGCCCCCGCCGAGAGCGGCCGCGGCUCGGACGCGCGCUCCAGACUCUGUUGACACCAUUGGAACCCAGCCCAGUGCUGGAUGCUGACAUGUAUGAAUACUGGUCCCUAGGGAUGUCUUCCUGAAGGUUCCUCUCAGGAGGUGGCAGGAAGGACUCCAGAGGCCCACGGCACAGGUUGGAAGGGAGCAUCGGUAGCCUUUGGCAUGAGGCAGUGAAAGUGGCCACUGCUGACUGGAUAUGCGGGAACUCUGGAACCCCACUCAUGGGCUCUGCUCUGUGCUGCUGGCCCCAGCCCUGGGGCUCUGAGAGGUCCUUGCUGCCACAAAACAGCAGGCUGCUGCCAUCCAUGUGUGUCCACUGCUGAAGGCCCCAGCGGCCCCUGUCCAGGAGGAUGUGCGCCCCCGUGAGGAGCCUGUUCUUGGCCCUGAUGGUAGUGUUGAGGACAGUGGUGGCAUUUGCACCCGUGCCUCGGAUCACCUGGGAGCACGGAGAGGUAGGUCUGCUGCAGUUUCACGAGCCAGGCAUCUUCAACUACUCGGCCCUGCUGAUGAGUGAGGACAAAGACACCCUGUAUGUGGGUGCCCGGGAAGCUGUCUUUGCACUGAAUGCCCUGGACGUCUCGGAGAAGCAGCAGGAGGUGUACUGGAAGGUCUCUGAGGACAAAAAAGCAAAGUGCGCAGAGAAGGGGAAAUCAAAGCAGACCGAGUGCCUCAACUAUAUCCGAGUGCUGCAGCCGCUCGGCUCCACCUCCCUCUAUGUGUGCGGGACCAACGCGUUCCAGCCCACUUGUGACCACCUGAACUUGACGUCCUUCAAGUUUCUGGGGAAAAAUGAAGACGGCAAAGGAAGAUGCCCCUUCGACCCCGCCCACAGCUACACAUCAGUCAUGGUUGGGGGAGAGCUGUACUCUGGGACAUCGUAUAAUUUCUUGGGCAGUGAACCCAUCAUCUCUCGAAACUCUUCCCACAGUCCCCUGAGGACAGAGUAUGCCAUCCCGUGGCUGAAUGAGCCUAGCUUCGUCUACGCCGACGUGAUCCAGAAAAGCCCAGAAGGUGCGGAGGGUGAGGACGACAAGGUGUACUUCUUCUUCACGGAGGUGUCCGUGGAGUACGAGUUCGUCUUCAAGUUAAUGAUCCCACGAGUUGCCAGGGUGUGCAAGGGGGACCAGGGCGGCCUGAGGACUUUGCAAAAGAAGUGGACCUCCUUCCUGAAGGCCAGGCUGAUCUGCUCCAGGCCAGAUAGCGGCCUGGUCUUCAACGUGCUUCAGGAUGUCUUCGUGCUGAGGGCCCCGGGCCUCAGGGAGCCUGUGUUCUAUGCAGUCUUCACCCCACAGCUGAACAAUGUGGGUCUGUCAGCAGUUUGUGCCUACACACUGGCCGCGGUGGAGGCAGUCUUCUCCCGGGGCAAAUACAUGCAGAGCGCCACAGUGGAACAGUCUCACACCAAGUGGGUGCGCUACAAUGGCUUGGUGCCCACACCCCGGCCUGGAGCGUGCAUCGACAGUGAGGCUCGGGCAGCCAACUACACCAGCUCCUUGAAUCUCCCAGACAAAACGCUGCAGUUUGUAAAAGACCACCCUCUGAUGGAUGACUCUGUGACCCCGAUAGACAACAGGCCCAAGCUGAUCAAAAAAGACGUAAACUACACCCAGAUAGUGGUGGACAGGGUCCAGGCUCUGGAUGGGACCUUUUACGACGUCAUGUUCAUCAGCACAGACCGGGGGGCCCUGCAUAAAGCUGUCAUCCUUGGGAAGGAAGUGCAUGUUGUGGAGGAGACCCAGCUCUUCCAGGACUCUGAGCCGGUCCAGACCCUGCUGCUGUCAUCCAAGAAGGGGAGGAGGUUUGUGUAUGCUGGCUCCAACUCGGGAGUGGUCCAGGCUCCCCUGGCCUUCUGCGGAAAGCACGCCAGCUGUGAGGAUUGUGUGCUGGCCCGGGACCCCUACUGCGCCUGGAACCCCGCCACCAAGGCCUGUGGUGCCCUGCACCAGGCAGAGGGCACUGGCAGGGGUUGGAUUCAGGAGAUGAGCGGCGACACAUCCUUGUGCCUGGAUAAGAGUAAAGAAAGUUCCCACCAGCAUUUUUUCAAGCACGGUGGCACAGCAGAACUCAAAUGCUUCCAAAAGUCUAACCUGGCCCGGGUGGUGUGGAAGUUCCAGAACGGAGAGCUGAAGGCUGUGAGUCCCAAGUAUGGCUUUGUGGGCAGGAAGCACCUGCUCAUCUUCAACCUUUCGGAUGGAGACAGUGGCGUGUACCAGUGCCUGUCAGAGGAGAGGGUGAAGAAUAAGACCAUCUCCCAACUGCUUGCCAAGCACGUCCUGGAAGUGAAGGUGAUACCUCGGACCCCAACCUCGCCUGCCUCACAGGCUGCUCAGACAGAAGGUAGUAGGAUCACUUCCAAAGUGCCGGUGGCAUCUACCCAGGGGUCCUCUCCCCCUACCCCGGCCCUGUGGGCCACCUCCCCCAGAGCUGCUACCCUACCUCCCAAGUCCUCCCCCACCGGCACGCCCUGUGAACCAAAGAUGGUCAUCAACACGGUCCCGCAGCUCCAUUCAGAAAAGACGAUGUAUCUCAAGUCGAGCGACAACCGCCUGCUCAUGUCCCUCCUCCUCUUCAUCUUUGUCCUCUUCCUCUGCCUCUUCUCCUACAACUGCUACAAGGGCUAUCUGCCUGGACAGUGCUUAAAAUUCCGCUCAGCCUUGUUGCUUGGAAAGAAGAAACCCAAGUCAGACUUCUCUGACCUGGAGCAGAGUGUGAAGGAGACGCUGGUGGAGCCUGGGAGCUUCUCCCAGCAGAAUGGUGACCAGCCCAAGCCAGCCCUGGACACCGGCUACGAAACGGAGCAGGACACCAUCACCAGCAAAGUGCCCACAGACCGCGAGGACUCGCAGCGGAUCGAUGAGCUCUCUGCCAGGGACAAACCGUUCGAUGUCAAGUGUGAACUGAAGUUUGCAGAUUCGGAUGCUGAUGGGGACUGAGGCCAGCGUGUCCCGGCCCGUGCCCCGAGUCCUCCGUGGAGAGUGUUGUGUUGCGCCCAUUCAGUAGCUGAGUCUUGUCAAAUCGUGUACCGACCUCAGUCCUUUGUCUCUCCUCUCUUGGGUUGAACCUGUGACUCGCCCCUUUUGUCCUUUUGGGAAACAAGUAUCUAUUCCAGUCUCAAGUCCUGCAGUCGCUGGAGCGCUUAUUUAAGAUGCACCUGAGCCCUUUGUAUCCUGGGGAAGAGAUGGCCGCCUCUGCGGGCCGAGAAGAGCCACCCUCCUCUCCCCUUCUUGUAGCAGCCACUAAAAGAUAAUUUAAUUCCAGAUUGGAAGUGACGUUUUAGUUUAUCAGAUUGGUAACUUAUCACUUGCUGUCCAGAUCGGCACGGACUUUUUCUUUCCCUUAAUUAUUUUUUUAGGAGUUUUGCUCUGAUUAUGUUGAUGUUUUAGGUCAUUUUUUUUUAAUUACUGAAGGAGAUGUUUUAAUAUUCAUGAGAAGAUGAACAUUUUCUAGAUUUUUGUUACAUAUUGAGAUACAAUAUGGAUAUGUUGCUUAAGAUUCUCAGGGAUAGACUUAUUUUUGCUAAAUUCAUUCUUUCCUGCUGUUAGGUAUGUAAGCCUAAAACUGUCUCUUGAACUCACCUUUUUUAUUUUGGUGGGAUUUUUUUUUGUUAUUAUUUGUUUGUUUUUUUAAUCUUACUCAUUUUGAAGGAAGUACCGUUUUUCCAAGAUUUUCUUUCUGUACUUUUUUCCUACCGUACAUCUACAAGGUGGGUUUUGAGCGAGGGCAGGUAGCCUAGUGGCUGGUGGCAAUUGAGCUGCUCCUGUGAGGGGAGGGGGGCUUGUACCCCAACAGUCCUGCUCCUUCCUGGCACCUCCUGCCCCGACGGGUGGCAUCUUCACGAGAACAACUUUGGUUCUUGGUUACAUGCUGUCUCUCCUCGCUUCCGUCUCACAUCACUGCCUUUGGACUUCCACCUUGACUGUCCACACAAGACAGAAAAGGGUUGGGCAGCGGGCUCCCAGCCUCGGACAGUGACUACAGCGUCCCGAGUGGCCAGCCGCUGCUGCAGCCUGUCUUCCGCCAGUGUCUUUUAGGAUGUUAACGGGUGGUACGACUCUAACAUUUGUUCUUCACGUAUUGUGUGUGGGACACUCAUCCCAUGUACAGUGAUGAGCUCUGGAUCCCUUGAGCCGUGUAGACAUUCAUCUUCAGCAUGACAUGAUCUCACCUUUCCGUGUAAACAUUUGUGUUUAUAAGAUUUACGUUGUUUUUAUUUUUCUACUUUGAACUGUACACAUUUGAAAAGUACCCAAAUAAACCAGAAGCUUUAUCGUUGA
Messenger RNA from Meriones unguiculatus (Mongolian gerbil), 4489 nucleotides. RefSeq names its product semaphorin 4D (gene Sema4d). Lineage: Eukaryota; Metazoa; Chordata; Mammalia; Rodentia; Muridae. The transcript has 17 exons. Gene Ontology annotation, biological process: negative regulation of axon extension involved in axon guidance; positive regulation of cell migration; ossification involved in bone maturation. The coding region runs from base 566 to 3148 and encodes 860 amino acids. The record is from RefSeq and is a predicted model, not a curated record. Gene Ontology annotation, molecular function: chemorepellent activity; semaphorin receptor binding.